CUGGAGCUGGGUCCGGGGGUACUGUAGUUGGGGAGCGCGAGUGCCCAGGAGGGAGGGGGCAGCCAAAGAGGGCGGUGUCGGCGCCUGGUCGGGCCUGAGGAGCGCGUCCCCGGGGUAGUUUUGUGGCUGCUGUUUCACUCGCCAGAGCCAAAGCUUUGUUAAGGUUAUAACUCUACCGAUCUUGAAGUUUCCACAGAAGCAGUGCUGAUCGUGUUAGCUUGCUGUCUGUGCUGCUGAGAUAAUGUAGCGGAAAUGAUAGCUGAGCCCAACACAGCCAGUAAUCUUUCCAGCCAAAAAGAGAAUGCUGUCAAUGAUGAGACUGUACCUGAGUCUGCUGUGCAGAAUGGCAGCUGUGUGAGAAAUGGCAACCUGAAAACACCAAGAGAGAAAGGGAAGGUCCAAGAACAGUGUGAGAACGUAAGGAGAAGUUCUUCCAGUAGCAGAAGAGCCAGCCGGCUUCAGAAUGCAGAAGUGGUCGAGGCAGUUACGUUGUUUGAAGUGGUUAGCAUGGGGAAGCGGGCCAUGCAGUCUGUAGUAGAUGACUGGGUUGAAGCUUAUAAACAAGACAGGAAUGUGGCACUUCUAGAUCUAAUCAACUUCUUCAUUCAGUGCUCAGGCUGUCAAGGCAUGGUAACGGCAGAGAUGUUUCAGAGUUUACACAAGAAGGAUGUCAUGCGAAAAAUGACAGAGACUUUUGAUGAGGAAACUGGGUUGCAGUACAAGAAAUUCAUGGCCCAUCCUUGGAUCCUGACGGUUACUUGGCCAGUGGACACGGACAAUGAAGACUAUCCACUGAUCAGAACAGGACCUUAUUGGAAGAAGUUCAAGGCCAAUUUCUGUGAAUUUAUUGCAGUGCUUGUCCAACAGUGCCAAUGCAGCAUCCUCUAUGAUAGCUACUUGAUGGACACCAUCAUCUCGCUGCUUACAGGCUUAGCAGACUCCAUGGUCAGAGCAUUCAGACACACAAGCACUUUGGCAGCAAUGAAACUUCUGACAGCGGUUGUAAGCAUACAUCUGAACCUUGAUGUCAACAAGCACAAUGCCCAAAGAUUAUAUGAGGUGGAGAAGAAGAGGAUAAGUGGCAAGAAGACCAGUUACAGACUUGACCAGCUAGAGAGAAACAGGAAAGAGUGUGAGCAUAAGCUUCUGGAGAUACAGAACAUGAUGAAUGCUAUUUUCAAAGGGACAUUUCUAAACCGCUGCCGCGAUGUGAUCCCUGAAAUCCGAGCAACUUGCAUUGAAGAAGCAGGAAACUGGAUGAAAACAUACCCAGAUGUUUUUUUAAAUGAUAGCUACUUAAAAUAUUUUGGGUGGAUGCUGUAUGAUAAGCAAGCUGAAGUGCGAUUGAAGUGUCUUCUGGGACUGCAAGGCAUUUAUAGAAGAAAAGAACUUGUUUCCAAGAUGGAUCUCUUUACUAGCAGAUUCAAGGAUCGAAUUGUGUCCAUGCCUCUGGACAAGGACCAUGAAGUAGCAGUUCAAGCCAUGAAACUCUUGAUGCUUAUGUCACAGAACUGUGAGAAUGCGCUGUCAGCUGAAGACUGUGAAACGCUAUACCAGAUUGUUUAUGCCACACACCGUCCACUUGCAGCAGCAGCUGGGGAAUUCCUUUAUAAAAGGCUGCUUAGUCAUGAGGGAGAUGAAGAAGCUCAGCCCAAAGGCGGAGGAAUGUUUGGGGCGAGUACUGACCAGUUGAAAAGAUUAAUAUGUUUUUUCCUGGAAAGUGAGCUGCACAAACAUGUUGCAUACCUUGUAGACAGCUUGUGGGACUGGGCAGGCAAAUUCCUGAAGGACUGGGAGUGCAUGACCACUCUUCUAUUAAAAAAUUCUGAAGAAGAAGCACUGAGCGAUGCCCAGGAAAGUGUUCUCAUUGAAAUUAUGCUUGCAACGGUUAAAGAAGCAGCUGAAGGUCAUCCUCCGGUGGGCAGAGGUGCAGCCAAAAAAAUUCUGUCAGUAAAAGAGAAGAAAAUACAACUGGAAGAUUGUACCAAAAUUACUGAACACUAUAUUAUGGUGCUUCCUCAGCUCUUGGCAAAGUAUUCAACAGAUGCACAGAAAGUGGCAAAUCUUCUGCAGAUUCCUCAGUAUUACAAUUUAGAUAUUUACACUACAGGACAUCUAGAGAAGCAUUUGGAUGAUUUGCUGAGAGAGGUGAAAGACAUUGUGACAAAACACUCUGACAUGUCUGUCCUUGAGGCUUCCUCCAAGACUUAUCGUGUCCUCUGCAGUGAAGAAAUUGCCAUCUAUAGCCAGGCAGAUCACGCUCGAACUCAGCUGGUAGAUGAGUUGAUGGAACAGCUUAGCCAGCUACUAGAUGGCUUCUGGCAAAAGGAAGAAGGAUUUUGUAUGGAUGCAGGAGAAAUUUCUCGGAUACACUCUGCUUUGAGAAGAGUAGCAGCUUUUCAUAAUGCCCAUGAUCUUACCAAGUGGAACUUGUAUGAAAAGACUUUAAGGUUGCUGGUGUUUGAAACAGAGCACGGCAGUUUACCUGCUCUAAUGAUCCUGCCAGCUCUCCAGUGCACGUACUUCUCUCUUCUGUGGCAGCUAGCUGCAGUUUCAGAAAAUUCUCCCAAGGAGACUCUUUUUGUACUAAGAAGAGAGCUGAGAUAUUUCAGUCAGAUUUGCAUAUGCUUCCUCCACCAUAAGAAUAAAGAUGUAAGAGAAAAGGCCUUCAUGAUACUCUGUGACUGGAUGCUGAUUGUGAGUCAUCAGGAUUCGGAUAACAGUGAAGAAGCAGUUGGACUUCUGGGUUAUAUUCCUAGCACAUCACUUCAGGAGAAACUACUUUUGUUUAUUCAGGAGCAUGUUUUCAUGGAGGAAGAGGAGGAAGGCAAAGACCUGACAGAAGAGGAGGAGAGAAAGGAUGAAAGCUGCAGACUUGACGACUUGCACAAAAAGCGGAGCCUGCUUGCAGCAUAUUGCAAGUUAAUCGUGUACAAUGUGGUGGAGAUGGCUGCAGCUGCUGAGAUCUACAAGUAUUACAUGAAGACCUACAAUGAUUUUGGAGACAUCAUUAAAGAAACAUUAAGCAAGACAAGGCAAAAUAAUAAAAUCCAGAGUGCCAAGACACUGAUUCUCUGUCUGCAGCAGCUGUUUCAGACACAUGCAGAAGGCCAAGACAGCAGUAACGGAGUGGACUUCUCCUCAGCUUCCUUCAUGAAUAUGAAGGAACUUGCUCGUCGCUUUUCACUAACGUUUGGCUGGGACCAAGUGAAAUCUAGAGAAUCUGUAGCCAUGAUACACAAGGAAGGGAUUGAAUUUGCUUUUCAAGGAGCUGCUGGAGGAGAUGGAAAAUGCUUGCCUCCUAACUUGAGCUUUCUGUUAAUCAUCAGUGAAUUUUCCAACAAGCUGCUAAAGCCAGACAAAAGACUAGUGUACGCUUACUUAAAGAGGUACAUAACAGAACCACUGCCUUGCAGCGGCGAUGAAUGGCAGCCACUGAUCUCGUACAGAAACUCUUUAUUGAUUAAUGAAGAUGAGGAGAGCUCUGUCCUCAGCAGUUCAGGGGAGUGCCCCAUGGGCACAUCUAAGGCGUCUUCUUUUAAAAGGAAGUUAUCUAACGGGUCUCUGCCUGAAACCAGCCAGACUGAAGCGGUGGGUGAAGCCCUGGGCCUGCAGCAUGCUUCCCAGCUUGCCUCUGCAGCAGGGAGAAGCAGAAAGAGGCUGAAAUCUCGAGAGGUGCACUUGCAGAAGCAUUUGCCAGGAGGGCUGCAGAGAAGCUGCCGUAAAGACAGGAUUAAGACAGAAGCUAUCUCAGAGUUGGGUCGAGCAGAAGAUACAGCUGAAGAUGUCGAUGUUGAUGUGGUUGAUGCAGACCAGUCAUAUGCCUGUUAAAAUGUAGACUAUUUGUUUGGACCAUGUGAUUGGAGCAGCUCCUAUUGAAGAUGGGAGAGUUAAGACACUGAGAGGAAAACUGGAAGUGAAGAGCACACUAUUGCUUUCUUUCCCCUGCAAAUUGUUUAACUGAAAAUGGGGUUGUUAUGGUACCAGCCAAGGAAGGAGGAGAUCACGUCAAGUCAAAUCCCUACCUGUAGGCAUCCACCUCAGAAGCAGUUACUGGCACCAUGGCUGUUUCUCCACAUUGCUGUUUGUGGGUGGGUUUGAUUUGGCUGUUGCACUUCUAAGGUUGUGAGCAUUAUGAACAUCAUUAUUCAGCUGCAUCCUGGUCUUUGAUGCUGUCUUGGAAAAAAAAUCCCAACCUGAGGACUGGAAUCAGGGUACUGACAAAUACUGAGUCAGAAACACCAGGGUAGAUGAGACAAGCUUGCUCAAACUGGUGUGGAGACAGCAUUCUGCUGAAUGCAUUCUUUGCCAUUUGAGGUAACCAAAGUUGGUAUCUACUUGUUACCUUGUACCUGAUGCCAGGGUGAAAGGAACCCGGCCCAGCUGUGCACACUGUGACCUGCUGGGUGAUGGAAAGUGACUUGGCAGUGCUAGUCACUGCCUGUGAAACAGGAAAGAUGGAACAAAUAAUCCAAAAGUAUUCCUAUAAAUUCCAGUGCUUACAGAGAUGUGGUUAGUGGUCUGUGGGGAUCAGGAUGCAUUCCCAGGAGACUUGCAUCAAGGCUUCUACUUAAUAAAGAAACAGCAGACUACAUGACUAAGUAUUUUCCUCUGGAAGAAAUCCUUCAUACACAGCAAUCAUGUGGUAUUUACUUGGGAAAUAUAAAGCCUGACAAGACAAUGUAAAUAGACUCUAAAUACGACCCUCCAAAAGUAGUUUUUCCAUUAUGGAACACUGAGGAGUGUUGCAGAGGCAGCAGGCUGGGGAGUGCUGGCUGCUUUCACUGACCCUUUGUCACUGCUCCCUGGAAUUGUACAUUGUGUUAAGCCUAUUUGCUUAAUUUUUUAACACCCCCCCACAC
Molecule: messenger RNA, 4862 nt
Organism: Dryobates pubescens (Downy woodpecker)
Lineage: Eukaryota; Metazoa; Chordata; Aves; Piciformes; Picidae
Product: cohesin subunit SA-2
Exons: 34
Coding region: 253-3831 (1192 amino acids)
Biological process (GO): sister chromatid cohesion
Cellular component (GO): nucleus; cohesin complex; chromatin
Molecular function (GO): chromatin binding
Source: RefSeq, a predicted model, not a curated record